AUGGGUGCUGGUCAAUCAAAAGGAGAUGCUAUACUAAAUGAAAGUACCUAUGAUGUUAUAACAAAGUAUACCAAAUUCAAACGUAAUGAUAUUCUUGCUUGGCAUGAACGCUUUCUUCAACAAUGUCCGGACGAUACACAAACAAUGAAUAAAGAACAAUUUUGCAAAUUUUAUAGAGAACUUCGUCCACAAGAAAAUGUUAAUCGUCUUAGUGAAUGUGUAUUUCGUGCGUUCGAUUUAAAUGGUGAUCAUGGUGUCAGUUUUACAGAAUUUUUAAUGGCAUUUUUUGCAACAACAGAAGCUCCAUUAGAGCAAAAACUUCGUUAUGCAUUUAAUGUAUAUGAUAUCGACCAUAACAGUUCAAUUGAUCGCAAUGAAAUUUUAUUAGUUUUACGAUCAAUGUUUGAAUUAUUAGGUAUGGAUGCUAAACCGGACAAAUAUUCGUAUGAAAUGUGUGCUGAUAAUAUUAUGAAAAAUCUUGAUGUAAAUUCUGAUGAGAGAAUAUCCAAAGAAGAAUUUAUUGAAGGAUUAAAAAAUGAUCCAUUCUUACGAAGUUUGAUGAAUCCAUUUCAACAUAUUUAA
Didymodactylos carnosus is the source of this 582-nucleotide messenger RNA. NCBI's taxonomy places the organism in Eukaryota, Metazoa, Rotifera, Eurotatoria, Philodinida, Philodinidae. The record is from the annotation of a GenBank genome assembly.